AUGAAUCAUCUUAAUUAGCCGUAAACUCUGAGCCUAUCAUCUUCCGUCAACCUAAAUACUAAUAAUUCUUAAGAUAUACUCCCAGAUACAGAGCCCAGUUAGCAUCAAGAACAUAAGUCAGAGAAAAAAUAAAAGAUUAAUCUCAGAAACACAUUUAUAUCUCCUGAAUUAGCAUACACCAAUGAGAGAAAGAAACUUUUCGAUAAAAUCGGCUAUAACAAAUAUAAUUCUAAAAUACCAUCGUUUCAAUAAACAGAAGAUUACAAGAUUGAAAACUCUAAAAGUAUGUCAUUCGUGAACCCAAACUCUUGUAUCAUAUAAAACGAGAAUUUAUUCGUCAGAAAAAGAGCAAAAGCUGAUGAUUCAUUUUAUGAAAAGAGAAUAUUGACUCUAUCAAAAAACAGGUAAAAAAGACUUGUGUCUGAAGACAGUUGCCAAUAAACAACCAGAUCCAAAAAUACGGUAGUCCAGAGACUUAUUACAAUGAGAAAGUAUAGAAUUUAAUUUAAAAACGAAUAAAAUUUACACUAGCAUGCCUUGCUGUAUCAGUAGUCUCAACUCAACAAGGAAGGGUCUAAUGAAACAAUUUAAGAUGAUGGAGAAAUAGGAAAGUCUAAUAAUCUCCACUAAAGAUAUAAUUCUAGAACUGAGGCUAAUGUGACUGUUAAUUAAAUGUAUGAUAAUGAUGAAUGUUUAAACACAAGCUACCAUCAAGAAAAGAUUAAGUAUAGUGGCUCUUAUAUUGUUCAACCUCAGCCGGAUGAUUACUUAUAGAAUAUUGAGAUAGAUAACAAUAAUUCUGGAAACAAGCCAAUCUGCAAUACUGAUACUAAAAAUAACUUCAUGUCGAAAAGGAAAAAUAGACAAAGCAACAGUAAAUAUAACUUUCUAAAGGAUUAAGACAUAUCUUAAGAUUCUAGAAUGAAUGCAGUUGCAAGAUUUGAUAGAGAAUAUUCAAUGGAGAAUAAGUACUAUGCUAGAAAUAUGCUGGAUCAGGAUGAUGAUGGAUAACUCUAAAAUAUGAAGGAAAGAUCAUUUUUAGCAUCAGCACAUACUCAUAGAUAAAAAGCACUCCAACCUCACUCUAAAAUACCUACUAAUAAAAGUAUUGUCUCAAUGAAUAUGAUGUAAAUCGUUCCAUAGAUCAAAGGAAUAAGCUAGUAAUUGCUAAUUGAACUCUUCUAGGCGAAAUGCAUUGAUCUAGGCAUUACUUCCUCUCAAGAUUAGAUGAUCAGAUUCUUCGAUAUAAUUAACAAAGCUCAUUUAAAAAAAGAAAGAAAACUCUAGUUAAUAGAUAUGGGAUUAGGCGAUUAAUCUCUGGUGGUAGUUGGAAAAAUUAUCAAGAAAAAUAAGCAAUUCUCUACAUUGGAUUUAAGGAAAAACUUUAUAUCUAAUAACGGUAUAAAGGAAUUUUUAAAAUCUUUGAAGCACAAUAACUCCUUAGUUCAUUUAAAUAUUGGCUGCAAUCAAAUUUCCACAGAUGGGGCUGUAGCUUUAUUUGAGGCUCUUAAAACUCAUGACUCUAUAGUGUCACUCUCAUUAGCUAAUACUGAUUGCUAUAAAAAUAAAAAUAAGUAACUUACCUCAAUUAACUCAACAUUUAAUGAUCUUGGAUCUUAUCCAUAAUGCUUUUCAUUGCUACUUACAAUAUUCAGCCCAUCAAAAACCUUAUAAAAUCAAGUUGCAUGUGCAUCAUUAGAAGAACUUGUUCUCUAAUAAAAUUAACUGGUUAAUAAAAACAUUGAAGAAUUAUCAGCAGUCUUAAAAUCAUGUGAAAAAACCAAAUUACAGAGACUUGACAUUUCAUAAAAUAAGCUGAACUCGAAAUCUUUAUUGAAUAUCAUAUAGACUAUGAGGACUAAUACACAAAUCAAACUAAGUCAUCUAAUAAUGGAUAAAUCUUCACUUGAUAUGGGAUCAUAGUAGGAAUAAGUCAACAUCUAUUGCACUUUAGCAAGGCUCCUAGGAAAGGAAUUAAUGAAAGCUAUUGGACGAGGUCUAAUGUGCAAUGAAAAAUUAGAUACUUUGCUUCUUAAAGGAAAUCAUUUAGAAGAGGAAAGUAUAUUAGAUUUAAUCGAUGCUCUGGAAUCUAAUAAAGAUCUAAGACUUAAAAUUCUAGACUUAUCCUCAAAUAGAUUAAAUGAUAAAAGUGGACUAUAAUUAGCAAGUGCAGUAGCUAAAACAGAAAAUUUGGAAUAAUUAAAUCUUAGAGAUAACAAUCUUGGUUUAGAAUGUGGAGAUGCCUUCCUAUUCCUUGUGUAGUAGAAAAGAAAUCUAUGGAAGCUUUAACUAGAUAUGAAUAUGAUUAAGUAUGUUAAUUUGAUGGAGAUUGAGAAGACCUGCAAAAAAAAUAAAAGGAAUGCUAAAUAGUUAUAUAUACCAGAUAUUAAGAAGUAAAUCUAUCAUUAUCAGGGGUAAAAAGAUCCAAAUGUAAAGCUAGAUGAAAUUGGUCAUCAAAUUAAUGCACAAUCCAAUUUUAUUAAGGAGGGGUUUAACAGAAUUAUAAUUGAGGAAGAAGCUGUACAUUAAUUGAUUAAAGAGGGUCUAGUUGAGCUAAGCCACAUAGACAAUAAGACUAAGACACUUAAAGAAAUUAUAAAUAAGUAAAAUGAGCUUCUACAUGAAUUGGACCUGCAAAAUCAAAGCAAAGAAAAAGAACUAUAAAGAAAAGUUGACUUCGAAAAAAGUUUAAUUGAUAGAUAUAAGGAGUUUAUAGCUGACUAGUAAGGAGUAAUAAAGAAAGAAAAAAAUCUCUUAGCCAAGAGGAAAAUUGCCAGAGGUAAUGAUGAAGAGAAAUCAAGAUUGCAGGAGGAACUUAAAAAUGUAUUGAGAGAGUAAGAAUUAAUGGCAAUGAUUAUGGAUACUUAUGAAAAAGAAAUUAAGCGCAGAAAAAUAGCUAUUGAGAAUCAGUAAGACUUUGAUGAUAGCUAUCUUGAUAGAAAUGAAUGCCUACAUCUUGGCAAAGACAAGCACUCACACUAGAAUGCUAACAAUAACACACUAUUCAAGUUAGCUGGUUCAAAAAAAAUAAAAUACUCAGAUGGCAGAAAAGUUGAGGUCUCAUUUAGCAAGGAUUCUGAUAAACCCAGAGAGUCAAAGAGUAAGAAGGCUUCAAAGAAAAAGUCUACUUCAGAUGUAAAUAGUGGUGGAGAGAUCAUAAAAAUAAAGAGAAAGAAGUCAAGCAGUAGGAAAAUUAAGAUGAUUGAAAAUUUAAUCAAUACCAAGUAGUGUCUUGAAUAAUAAUGA
Molecule: messenger RNA, 3246 nt
Organism: Stylonychia lemnae
Lineage: Eukaryota; Ciliophora; Spirotrichea; Sporadotrichida; Oxytrichidae
Source: the annotation of a GenBank genome assembly